Messenger RNA from Closterium sp. NIES-65, 2424 nucleotides. The record is from the annotation of a GenBank genome assembly. NCBI's taxonomy places the organism in Eukaryota, Viridiplantae, Streptophyta, Zygnematophyceae, Desmidiales, Closteriaceae.
AUGGCGACGCUACAGCACUCUGCGCUUGCCAUGCGGCCCCCAGAGCAGCCUGUGUUGUGUGGAAAACUGGAUGUUGUGGCGCUUCAAAAGUCGUGUGGGAGGCUACCGCUGCAGCUUCAGGAGCUGUCUUGCAGGUGUCAUGAUCCGCUGCUUCUCCCUCCCCUCCUCCCUUCUCUAAUCCCUUCCCUCCUUCUUGCCAUCCUUCUCCUCCUCCUCCUUCUCCUCCUCCUCCCCCUGCUUGCUCAGCUGCCGCUGCUUUCUCCGCUUCACCGUCCUGCUGCCCUCCUGUUCCUCCGUGCGUUGUUGAACCUCCCUUCCCUCCUGAACCUCCUUGCCUUCCGUUACUUCCUGCCCUGCCAUCCCGCUGCUCAUCACCCUCCCUGCAAGCACUCUUGCCCCCCCACAUUCAUCUCCCCUCGAACUGGCGCCUCCCCUUUUCCAGCUCUCCUUCCCCCUACCCUCCUUAACAUCAUCGCAAACCUCGCCCUUCUUCUCCUCCACCUCCUCUAUCUCUCCUCCACCUCUUUUCUCUCCUCCACCUCUUUUCUCUCCUCCACCUCUUUUCUCUCCUCCUCCUCACCCCUCCUUGUACUCUUCGCCCUCAUUGUCCUCCCCCCCGUCCUCCCUGUCCUCCCCCCGUCCCCUUCCCUUCUCCCACAUUUUUUUCCCUCCCCCUUGCCCUCCCCUUCCUCCUCCUUCCCCUUGCCCUCCUCACCCUCUUCCCCCUCCUCCCCACCGGCUUUCCCCAUCUCCCACUCCUCCGCCAUAGCCUCUCCUUUCCCCACUCCCCCCAUCCACCUCCAAUGCUUCUUCUUUCACCUGCCAAUAAUUCGUCUGCGCCUCCUUCCCCCCCGCCUUUCUUUUGCUUCUUCCAUCUCCUCCCCCCAUCCCUCCCUCCUCCCCCCUCCUCCCCCUCCUCUCCUUCCUCUCCCCCUUCCCCCCCCUUUCCUCCUGAUCCUGUCUCCGCCAAUCUUCAUCCUACAUUUCUCCCUCUGCUUCUCUCUCCUCUUCCUCUCCUCCCUUACCACUCCCCUCUCCACCUCCUCUCCCCCUUGCCCUUCCUCCCUAUUCCUACCUCUGCACCUUCAUUGCUCUCUUCAUCCGUCUCCCAUCUCGCUUUCUCUCACCUCCCCUUCCUCCUCUUCCUCCUCUUCCUCCUCUCCUUCAUCUUCCCCCACUUCACCCUCCUCCUCCUCUUCAUCCUCCGCCUCCUCUCCGAUCUCCAUCCCCCUCUUCCAAUCUCUACCCCCUCCUCCAAUUCCUCCUCCCCUUCCUCUCCCAUUUCCUGCUCUUCCUCCUCCCCUUCCACCCCCCCCUCCUCCUCUCGGCUCUUACCCUUCAUCCAACUCCCCUCAAUUCCUAUCCCUCCCUCUCCCCCACCCCCACCACCCACCUCCACUGGCUCCUCUUUACCUUUCCACCAUCCCCACUUCCUCGCACCACUCCCCUCCCUCCUCAUUUUCCUUCUCCCUUUGCUCCGCUCUAUCCGCUAUCCCUCAUCGAUUCGCCUCUGCUCCUCCUAACACUCCCACUCCCACAUCACCCAACUCCAGUGGUUCUUCUUUAACGCUCCCACCCCCACUUCCUCGCACCAUGCGUUUUGGCCCUCCUCCUUUCCACUCUUCCCACUCCCCCAAGCACACACAGAGCAGUGACACUUGCACCGCGCUGGCAGGGCAGGCCCCUGGCUGGCCCACUCUGUGCCCCCAGGCCCGUCCGUCCUCCCAGGCCAUCCUCCAAACGCUGCUCCACAGCAGGGAUGGCCCUGGUGGGAGCACUCUCUAUGCUCUUCGCUUUUUGCGUGCUGCUGCCGCUGCAAUCUGCGCCUGCACCACGCAGUGUUUCCAGCCCCGUUCCUCCCACCGCAACGCCCCCUUUGCCAGGACUGGUAGGACUGAUUCGCACACCCUGCACACCCUUCCCUCUCUGGUGCUUCUGCCACUGCCAUCAGCGCUAACAGGGCAGGCCCUGGCAGGCCCCACUCUCUACGCUCUUCCCUCUCUGCGUGCUGCUGCCACUGCCAUCACCGCCUGCACUCCCCACUGCUCCCAGCCCCAUUCGUGCCACCACCAAAUGCGGCUCCCUGCCAGGGCUGGCCCUGGCAGGCGCACUCUCCACACUCUUCCCCCUCUGCGUGCUGCUGCCCUGCCAUCACCGCCCGCACUCCCCAGUGCUUCCAGCCCCGUUCGUCCCACCUUCAAACGCUGCUCCCUGGCAGGGGCUGGCCCUGGCAGGCGCACUCUCCACACUCUUCCCCCUCUGCGUGCUGCUGCCCCUGCCAUCACCGCCCGCACUCCCCAGUGCUUCCAGCCCCGUUCGUCCCACCUUCAAACGCUGCUCCCUGGCAGGGCUGGCCCUGGCCGGGGCACUCUCUACACUCUUCCCGCUCUGCAUGCUGCUGCCGAGGCGGAGAUCCGAGCCUGA